This is a messenger RNA of Mycotypha africana, 366 nucleotides long. RefSeq lists its product as uncharacterized. NCBI's taxonomy places the organism in Eukaryota, Fungi, Mucoromycota, Mucoromycetes, Mucorales, Mycotyphaceae. Gene Ontology annotation, biological process: maturation of LSU-rRNA from tricistronic rRNA transcript (SSU-rRNA, 5.8S rRNA, LSU-rRNA); translation. The transcript is spliced from 3 exons. Gene Ontology annotation, molecular function: mRNA binding; structural constituent of ribosome. The record is from RefSeq and is a predicted model, not a curated record. The coding region runs from base 1 to 366 and encodes 121 amino acids. Gene Ontology annotation, cellular component: cytosolic large ribosomal subunit; ribosome.
AUGGUGGCUAUCGUUAAGGCUCACGAACUCCGUAACAAGAACAAGGCUGAACUCUUGAAGAUCCUUGACGAACAAAAGCAAGCUCUUGCUAACCUUCGUGUCCAAAAGGUCGCUGGUGGCAGACUCCAAGAAAUUGGUGAAGCCCGUAAGAACGUUGCCCGUGUUUUGACCGUCAUCAACCAAACCCAACGUGAGCAACUCCGUCUCUUCUACCAAAAGAAGAAGUUCGUCCCUCUUGAUCUCCGUGUCAAGAAGACCCGUGCUAUGCGUAGAGCUUUGACUCCUUUCGAAAAGUCCAAGAAGACCAUUCGUGAACAAAAGAAGUUGGCUCACUUCCCUCUUCGCAAGUACGCUGUUAAGGCCUAA